Heterobasidion irregulare TC 32-1 is the source of this 1215-nucleotide messenger RNA. RefSeq lists its product as uncharacterized. Lineage: Eukaryota; Fungi; Basidiomycota; Agaricomycetes; Russulales; Bondarzewiaceae. The transcript has 4 exons. The coding region runs from base 1 to 1215 and encodes 404 amino acids. The record is from RefSeq and is a predicted model, not a curated record.
AUGAAUCACCCUAUUAUCACUCGCUCGGACUCGCUGCUGUCGACAGCGCCCUCGGUGCAUUUUCCGCGAGUCCGUGAAGAAGGUAGCUCCCGGCUCCACGACCUCCCAAACGAGCUGUGGUUGCAAAUUUUCGAGUGGGCGACGUUCGACCCGGGCUUCCCCAAUUCGCUCGAAACAGCAUUCUCUGAUCUCCAUUAUCAUCUGAACCUUGAAUGGCAUCAUAUCGACAUGUCGCUCGAGACCAAAUCCAGCCUUGUUUGCGUCUGCAGGCGGUGGUACGCUCUCGCUACACCGCUCCUGUACCAAGCAGUCGUUGUCAUGAAUGAGAACGUGCACUCCCUAUUUCGUACUUUGAAGCAGGCGACAGAAAUCCCAAAUGGUAUCAUGCUAGGCUCUUUGGUGCGCCGUCUAGACGUUUGUCUCGAGCGAGAAUUUGACCUGCCAGAGCUUGGCGAGAUUUUCGGAUACAUCUCGCACCUUCGCAUCCUCAUUUCCGCGUCGAUAUACGAGAACGACGCCAAGGGUGCCUUUGAAAUCGCAGCUUCGAGAUGCAGUCCGACGUUGCAGGAGCUAGUCGCCGAUGUGUCCAGUCCUUUAUUCAGCGGCUUUCUCGAACGGCUGCCAAACCUGCGUACCCUGCACCACUCGGAUUUUUGCCCGUACGUCCUACCGCCUCUCCCGAACUUGCGCUCCAUGGCUUCGGAUAACUGCCAUAGUGUUUGCUCCGCCCACUUUAGCGAAGAUGCGACAAUGCCCGAGCUGGAGGCCACGACCAACAUCUCCAAGCCAGUGUUCAAAGCCCUGGCAGAGAAUUGUCCUCACCUCACUCACCUUGGGUUUCAUUUCCCCCCGACUGAGAAAUGGAACGACGAACCUGACGAACCUGACGAACCCAUUCAGAAUGAAGUCCAGGAAUUUGGCUAUCACGAGGACACCUCCGAUGCAUCUGAUGAUGGCCAGCCCGGGAUCGCUACAGACUCGCCUCCUCCCAUAGACUCGCCUCCUCCCGCUGUUCCAAAGUACAAGGCUGGAGACGGCGCAAAUGCCCCCUCGCUGCAGGUCGUGCAACUCCUAGAUCGGGACAUGGUGUACGGCGUGCGCAGGAAAUAUUCGCGGGACUUGGCGCGUGCGCUGGAGACGCUCCCCGGUGUGCGGGUAGAGGAUCACGAGGGGAUCGACUUGAGACACCUACUGCCCCGCCUCGCGGCGAUGUAA